AUGCGUCGGAAAAAUGGAUUUAGCAAGCCUCUAGGUUGUCACCAAAUAUUAUCCUGAGUAGUCGUUUUUUCAAUGGUAAAUGUGUUUUAUAUUCUUUACAUCCCAGCUUUCAACUCAAGUGCUAUAUCUGUAAUUACCUUUCUCUACUCGGUCGCUCUUUUUUUAACUUUAUUUUGAGGUUUUCGAGCUACAUAUGCAGACCCUCUAGAUCAAGUGGUAGCUGAAGAAUUGAGAGCUAAAAAAUGAGACUUACCCUUUGAUGCAAAAAAAUACAAUCAAAUUUGUACAGUUUGUAACACUCAUGUUACAUUCGAAAGUAAACAUUGUGGGAAUUGCGAUAAAUGCAUAGAUGGGUUUGAUCAUCAUUGCAAUUGGCUUAAUAACUGUGUAGGCAAAAAGAAUUAUGCAUUUUUUGCAUAUUUAAUUGCAAGCUUAGAAGCUUUAACAGGAAUUCAAGGUUCAGUAGGGAUUUAUAUAGUUCAAAAUAUAAUUUCAAAUAAUGAUGUCAAAAAUACUCUUGAAGACCGAUUGGGCAUCGAUAGUGGUGGGAUGAGGGUAUUUUAUGUCUGCAUUGUUCUAUUUUUUACGUUUAUCAGCGUUUUAAUAUUUAUUUUGAAUGGAAAUCUAAUUGGGUUUCAUAUAUGACUAAAAAAGAAAGGAAUGAGCACCUAUGAUUUUAUACUGCAAAGGAGAGGAAAAGAGAAGUUUAAAUCAAAACGAGUCGUCCCACAAAUACAGAAAGAUGAUAUUGAAGAAGGAAAUCGGACUGCUGAUGUGUCUGCAGUUUUCAAGAAAGAGAGUAAAUAA
Blepharisma stoltei is the source of this 807-nucleotide messenger RNA. The record is from the annotation of a GenBank genome assembly. NCBI's taxonomy places the organism in Eukaryota, Ciliophora, Heterotrichea, Heterotrichida, Blepharismidae.